AUGAUUUCAAUAUGUUCCCGUGCCCUCGCCGCGCUCAUUCGCGUUCCUACUUUCGGAACCCCGAAAACCCACCCUAUCCUUGUCAAAUAUAAAUACGUUGAUCAAGUGCCCGGGAUGAUUCGACGGUUUACUCGAUCCACCUCCCCGAAGCAAUCCAAGGUCGCCUGGAUACUUAUAUCCGAGUUUAAAAAGGCUAAUAUCGGCGUAUCUGAAGCCGGUCGGAGGGUGAUCGAGUCAGCCUAUGCCUCGGCACCAGAAAAUACUCUACAAGACUCGGAAGAUCUGCUCGAGCACUGGACGAAAGAUAAACAAGUUGGAUUACCUCCCAGUGAUAGCAUUUGGUGCAUCGAUCAUAAUUGGAGAUGCGGCGAGAUUCGUUCAAUGGUCCAGGACUAUAAGACAUUCAAAAUCUGGGAAGCCAUGUACGCUCGGUCGGAGGUAUUCAAAAGGCUUAUUGACGAAGAUGAAGAAAUACUAAAGAUAGAUGAGUGGGAAGACAUAAGAAGAGACCGUAUACAGCAUCAAUAUCUAUGGAAUUUACUAGAUGGCAUGUUUUCCGAUGGGAUAUUUGUCAGACAGGACUUCGCCUCAGCAGAUCCAAAGCGUACAAAAUCUCGAGGUUGCGUCGUACCGGUUACGCCCCGCAGAAUUGUAAUGAAGGAACCAGCUAUGCAAUGGGACGACGCUGGACAUACUUUUGCGCAUAACGAGUCCCUGGAAGAGGACGACAUUGUAGCAGAGGAUGAAAUACGUACGCCAGGAUACCCAUGGUCGUCAGCUCUAGACUACGAUAGAUUACUAUCGGAAUACCAACCUCCCAACCGAUGGCCCGUGCACGGCUUCAGCCACGAGACUGUAGGAAGCACACCAUUGAGCCUCCAUGGGCAUGACGCUUGGGACUAG
This is a messenger RNA of Orbilia oligospora ATCC 24927, 903 nucleotides long. RefSeq lists its product as uncharacterized. The coding region runs from base 1 to 903 and encodes 300 amino acids. The record is from RefSeq and is a predicted model, not a curated record. The transcript has 3 exons. NCBI's taxonomy places the organism in Eukaryota, Fungi, Ascomycota, Orbiliomycetes, Orbiliales, Orbiliaceae.